Molecule: messenger RNA, 2034 nt
Organism: Carya illinoinensis
Lineage: Eukaryota; Viridiplantae; Streptophyta; Magnoliopsida; Fagales; Juglandaceae
Exons: 16
Coding region: 78-1409 (443 amino acids)
Source: RefSeq, a predicted model, not a curated record
GAGAGCACUUUUUAUUUUUAUUUUUUAUAAAUAAGUUCUCUGAGUUUGCGAAGAGCCAGCGAGACAGGGAGAGAGUCAUGAAGAAGGACAAGGGAGUGGCAGUUUCAAGCCCUAAAAGCGGAGACGAUACAGAGAAGGAUUCACCCUUACCAACCAUCAGAUUCUCUUCACGAAAUGCUUCCUCCAAAUACGACUUUGUCAAGGUAAAGGUAUGGUUGGGUGACAAUGCGGAUCACUAUUACGUUCUAUCCAGAUUCCUUCUCAGUAGAAUGCUAACUGUCACCAAGAUACCAAAUCAUGUAGCUAUUAAAAUUGCUCUUGAACUGAAGAAGCUGCUCAUAGACAACAGCCUUCUAGAUGUCUCUCAGUCAGAUUUGGAAGCUAAUCUGUUUAAGCUUAUGGAGCGGCGGGGUUAUGGGGAAGAGUACAUUAGUCGUUACAAGAUGAUGACCAGAUUUCACCAUCAAAGAGUACCACUGGUAAUUCUUGUAUGUGGAACUGCUUGUGUUGGAAAGUCUACCAUUGCUACCCAACUGGCACAAAGGCUAAAUUUGCCAAAUGUCCUACAGACCGAUAUGGUAUAUGAAUUGCUGCGAACAGCGACAGAUGCACCAUUGGCGUCUACUCCUGUAUGGGCUCGAGACUUCAGCUCCUCUGAGGAGUUAAUCACUGAAUUUUGUAGAGAAUGCAGAAUUGUUCGUAAAGGUUUGGCUGGUGAUUUGAAGAAGGCUAUGAAAGAUGGGAAACCAAUUAUAAUUGAGGGAAUUCAUUUAGAUCCUAGCAUUUAUUUGAUGGAUGACGAAAAUAAAACACCAGCUAAUUUGCUGGAAAAAUCUAAAGAGGCUAGUUAUGCGUCUGUGACAUGUGACGAUAACACUGCAACAGACUUGGGAAAAAAUUAUCCUGGUGCUUGCGGAAGUAACAGUGAAAAUAGCAAUAGUCUCUCGCAUGCGAGUUUAGAAGAAGGCAUAUCUACUGAUCUGGUGAAUAAAGCUUCGGACACUCUGGAAUCAAUCAACUUGGCAGGAAGUGUCCCUGGGAGCAAAGGCGAAACUGUUAGAGAUCCAGAGACAGGAGGAAAUACUUCUGUUAGGAAAGAGAAGUCUGGUGCUGAACCAAUAAUUAUACCUAUAAUUCUGAAGAUGGCUGAAUUUGAUCAUAAGGCAUUACUAGAGGAGUGGAUCACGACCCGAAUAUUCAAGGAUAAAUGUCUAGUCCAGGACAAAGAUAAGCUAAUGACCAACUUAAAAACUAUUCAGGACUAUCUUUGCUCGUUCGAGUCACAGGGUUUGACUGUUGCAGAUAUAACUGCAACGACAUUCCCACAAACACUGGAUUGGCUGCACAGUUAUCUUCUUCAGUGCAUUGAGCAGGGCAUUUCAUCUGAGUCCAAUGAAGAUGGAAGAUAGUCAGCUGAAAAUUAGAACACGUGCACAGUUAGCCGUUGUAAUGAUAUCUAUUCAAGUGGCAGAGAACAAAAUCGAUGAGGCUUCUGGACGCAAUUACAUUUUGCAGCUGAGAGUUGGGAGGAUCAAAUGUAAGGAAGUGAAUGGAAAAGGGAGUUUUUCAAAGGACCUUUCUUGAGCCUCUGACGCAGCUUCUUUUAACUGCAAUUCCAUUUCGGUGACCAAUUCCCAGCCUCUUGCGAAAACCUGUACUUCCCGAAAUUUGGCUACCCAAUUAUUGAGACUGGAUCAUGGCUCUAGAGAGGAUGCAUGCAGGUCCCCACUACUACAUGGUUAGAUACGUUAUUGGCAUCAUAUAACCGGUUCAUCAAUUUGUAGAGGGAGUGAUUACAAUUUAAGUCUAGUCUAAUUAUAUGGUAAAUGCAUCAAAGUCAUCUUUUUCUUGAUUACCAUCUCCUUUCCUUACGAUGUAAUUAUUCGCGAAAUGCAUUCUCUGUUCACCUUUGUAGAUAAAUAACAUUAGCACAAACCGAUGUGAUUGCUGUUCCUGUUUUUCUUGUUACCCCCUGCCUUAAUGUGCAUUGAGAAAAGACAAAUGAAGAAAAAACCAUUUGUGAGUUUGUCGUCA